AUGUUCGGCUCUCUAGUGGUUCUCCUUCUUGCAAGCCUCUCCAUUGCUUCUCCAGUCAUUGAGAAGCGAGCUAUCACCUGUCUCAAAGUUGGACAAACAGCCACUGCCUCAUGGACCAAUAGUGCUGGCAAGAAAUGCACCUUUACCGGCGUCGUUGGAAGCAACUUUGGCGCGAAUCCUUCCGGAUCUGGCGACUACUCUUGCAACGGAAGAUGUGGAGCUGGCUGCAGCGGGGCUGCUCUGGGUAAUGUCUACACGCAGGAUUGCUAUUCUCAUGACAUCUGCUCUUACUUCAACAGUGCGGCUGGAGGUGCCAGCGACCCGAACUGCGGAGCUGCUUUCAACGCGGCAGUCGACGACACUGCUCUAGGAUUGGCGAAUGGCUGCUCCCAGACAAACCCAAGCAAUGGAGUGUCAAAGCCUAACAGUGCGCCAGUUUGCAAAUAG
Molecule: messenger RNA, 447 nt
Organism: Fusarium sp. VM40
Lineage: Eukaryota; Fungi; Ascomycota; Sordariomycetes; Hypocreales; Nectriaceae
Source: the annotation of a GenBank genome assembly